Molecule: messenger RNA, 4459 nt
Organism: Myotis lucifugus (little brown bat)
Lineage: Eukaryota; Metazoa; Chordata; Mammalia; Chiroptera; Vespertilionidae
Gene: ECE1
Product: endothelin converting enzyme 1
Exons: 19
Coding region: 17-2332 (771 amino acids)
Biological process (GO): peptide hormone processing
Cellular component (GO): plasma membrane
Molecular function (GO): metalloendopeptidase activity
Source: RefSeq, a predicted model, not a curated record
CGUCUCGGGGCGCAGCAUGCCGAGCGGGUGGCCGCGGGGCGCAUUGGCGGCUGCGCUGUCGGCUCUGGGGAUGUCGACCUACAAGCGGGCCACGCUGGAUGAAGAGGACUUGGUGGACUCACUCUCCGAGGGCGACGGGUACCCAAACGGCCUGCAGGUGAACUUCCACAGCCCCCGGAGUGGCCAGAGAUGCUGGGCCGAGCGGACCCAGGUGGAGAAGCGGCUGGUGGUGCUGGUGGCACUUCUGGCAGCAGGACUGGUGGCCUGUGUGGCGGUGCUGGGCGUCCAGUACCGGACAAGAACGCCCCCGGUGUGCCUCAGCCAGGGCUGCGUCUCAGUGACCAGCUCCAUCUUGAGUUCCAUGGACCCCAGGGUGGACCCCUGCCAGGACUUCUUCACCUAUGCCUGCGGCGGCUGGAUCAAAACCAACCCCGUGCCUGAUGGCCACUCGCGCUGGGGGACAUUCAGCCACCUCUGGGAACACAACCAAGCCAUCAUCAAGCACCUCCUCGAAAAUUCCACAGCCAGUGUGAGCGAAGCAGAAAAGAAGGCCCAGGUGUACUAUCGCGCGUGUAUGAACGAAACCAAGAUCGAGGAGCUCAAGGCCAAGCCCCUGAUGGAGCUGAUUGAGAGGCUCGGGGGCUGGAACAUCACAGGGCCCUGGGACAAGGACAACUUCCAGGAGAUCCUGGAGGUGGUCACCACCCGCUACCGCACCUCAGCCCUCUUCUCCGUCUACGUCAGUGCCGAUUCCAAAAACUCCAACAGCAACGUGAUCCAGGUGGACCAGUGUGGCCUGGGCUUGCCCUCAAGGGAUUAUUACCUGAACAAAACGGAAAAUGAGAAGGUGCUGACGGGUUACCUGAACUACAUGGUCCAGCUGGGGAAGCUGCUGGGCGGAGGGGACGAGGACGCCGUGCGCCCCCAGAUGCAGCAGAUCCUGGACUUUGAGACCAUGCUGGCCAACAUCACCAUCCCCCAGGAGAAGCGCCGGGACGAGGAGCUCAUCUACCACAAAGUGACAGCAGCCGAGCUGCAGGCCUUGGCGCCCGCCAUCAACUGGCUGCCCUUCCUCAACGCCAUCUUCUCCCCUGUGGAGAUCAAUGCGUCCGAGCCUAUCGUGGUCUAUGACAAGGAGUACCUCAGCCAGGUCUCCACCCUCAUCAACAACACUGACAAGUGCCUGCUGAACAACUACAUGAUCUGGACCCUGGUGCGGAAGACAACCGGCUUCCUUGAUCAGCGCUUUCAGGAUGCCGACGAGAAGUUGAUGGAAAUCAUAUAUGGAACCAAGAAGACCUGCCUUCCUCGCUGGAAGCUGUGCGUGAGCGACACAGAGAACAACUUGGGCUUCGCCCUGGGCCCCAUGUUUGUGAAAGAGACCUUCGCCGAGGACAGCAAGAACAUAGCCAGCGAGAUCAUCCUGGAGAUCAAGAAGGCGUUUGAGGAGAGCCUGAGCACCCUCAAGUGGAUGGAUGAAGACACGCGGAGAUCAGCCAAGGAGAAGGCGGACGCCAUCUACAACAUGAUAGGCUACCCCAACUUCAUCAUGGACCCCAAGGAGCUCGACAAAGUGUUCAACGAUUACACAGCAGUCCCGGACCUCUACUUCGAGAACGCCAUGCGCUUUUCCAACUUCUCCUGGAGGGUCACUGCCGACCAGCUCAGGAAAGCUCCCAACAGAGACCAGUGGAGCAUGACCCCUCCCAUGGUGAAUGCUUACUACUCGCCCACCAAGAACGAGAUUGUGUUUCCGGCCGGAAUCCUGCAGGCCCCGUUCUACACCCGCUCUUCACCCAUGGCCUUAAAUUUUGGUGGCAUCGGUGUCGUCGUGGGCCACGAGCUGACUCAUGCUUUUGAUGAUCAAGGACGGGAGUAUGACAAGGACGGGAACCUCCGGCCCUGGUGGAAGAACUCGUCGGUGGAGGCUUUCAAGCGGCAGACCGAGUGCAUGGUGCAGCAGUACGGCAACUACAGCGUGAACGGGGAGCCGGUGAACGGCCGGCACACCCUCGGGGAGAACAUCGCAGAUAACGGGGGCCUCAAGGCGGCCUAUCGGGCCUACAAGAACUGGGUGAAGCGGAACGGGCCCGAGCAGACGCUGCCCACCCUGGGGCUCACCAACGACCAGCUCUUCUUCCUGGGGUUCGCGCAGGUCUGGUGCUCCGUCCGCACGCCCGAGAGCACCCACGAGGGCCUCAUCACGGAUCCCCACAGCCCCUCCCGCUUCCGGGUCAUCGGCUCCGUCUCCAACUCCAAGGAAUUCUCGGAACACUUCCACUGCCCGCUGGGCUCGCCCAUGAACCCGCGUCACAAGUGUGAAGUCUGGUGAGGGGCGAAGACCGCGAGCCACGAUGGAGGCGGCGCGGGGCGGGGGCUGAGGAUGACCCGCAGGGGGGAGCCCCGGCAGGCUGGCCCCCUCCGUCCAGUGCCCAGGGUGCCACCCAGCCCCCCCGGCCGCCAGGGCCCCCGCCCCCGCACUGGAGGGUUUUCAGCCGGACCUGAGCCUGCGAUGUGGGUUCUCGGCAUAACCCGAGAUUCGACCCCCUGCGGAGACCCUGCCACCCCAGCGCCUGCACCAGCUCUGAAGGGCAUUUGGGUGUCAGGCUGGUGGCUGGCCAGGCCUGGGCCCCCUGCUGACAGGGGCAGUGGGCACAGCCCCACGCCCACAUCCAGCGCCAGAUAUACCACUUUGUCAAAUGCUUUAAAUAUAUAUUUUUGGGGAAACUAUUUUUUAAGCAUUGUGGAAUACACUGGAAAUCUUCAGGGAAAUAAUGCAUCUAAAACACAUUUUCUUUUUUUUAAGGAAAGGAUUGGUAUAUUUAUUAUGUUCUGUUUUUUCUAAAUAACCUGUGGACAAGGGAAGCCCCACUGAUCUACCCCUCUCUCCGCCUCACUGGCCGCCAGGCUGAGCCCAGGCAGCAACACCCGGGCCCUUGAGCGGGUCUUCAGCCCUUGGAACAUACCGUUUCCGCCUCCAUCGCCUGGUGUAGGGAGGAGAGGCCAGGGGGCCAGCCAGGAAGGGGCCAGCUUGGGGGGGCCCAGCUCAUGGGCACCACCCCUCUUAGCGUACCUGACUCUGUCCCCAGAGCCCAACAGCGGGAACCCCAGCGAGGAAGGUCUGAUCCCCAAGUCGCAGCAGGGGACUGACAGCUGUAGCAGCAUGAGGCCGGGGCAGGGCCCUCAAACCCAGUCCGGUGCCCAACCACCUGGAUCUGGACCACAGGACCCUGUGACCCCCCGCCCCCCAUCAGAUGUGCUCUUCUUGUCCCUCUUUCCCGCCCCCCAUGUCUGUCCUGGGGCCCGUGGCCUCUCCAGCAUCCCCACCCCAGAGGAGGAAAAGGAAAUAGCCCUUCUCUCCCCCAGGCCCCAGACCCUCCCCUGAGCUCCGUCCUCCACCCCGGCCGCAGCCCCCGCCCUCUGUUCUCUGGUGCCUUAUCGGAGGCUGUGACCCUGGGCACACCCCAAGGAGGCAGCCCUCACCCCCAGGGUCUCUUGGCCUCCUCAGUGAAGCCCCCAAGUGUCCUGACUGGAACACAAGGCCAUACCCUCUCCUCCCAGUGCCCACAGAGCUGCUUCACACCAGCACAGAGCUCUGCCUACAGGAACCCCUGAACUUGCCCCGAGCGCCGUCGCACCCUCAGCCCCUUGGGCUGAAUCCAGACAAUCCUUGUAGCUAUUUGGACUCCUUCUUGGGAAAUGCUUUCAGCCGUGGGAGGCUGUGCUGGGGGGCGUCCCCCAACCCGGUCAGGCUGGCCUGUGGUGUCGGGGAGCAGGAAUACUGACCCCUCCCUGAGGCCACAGUUCAGAAGCCCCCCAGGUGGAGCUCAUGGGAGCCCCACUCUGGCCCUCUGGGGAAGCAGUGCCUGUGACGGAGGCAGGAGCAGCCGGUGCCCGCCACGGUUCUCCCAUCUCCACAGCCCAGGCCGCCUGGCAGGUCCGGCUCCUGCAGGCGCUCGCCUGGCCCAGGAGGCCAGGUCGUCCUUGCCCAGCAGAAGCCACAGCUCAGCCACUGCCUCGCCCACUUCAGAUCAGCCCCAGAGCUGGUUUCUAGCCCCACAAGCAGCAGGCCCGGGAGCCAGACAGGAGCUGGAGCAGGCUGUCCCAGUCCUGGUGCCCCCCUGCCCUCCGGCCUUCCCUGUGCGUCCAAUGUCUGUCAGCACCAAGGACUGGGACCUCCCAGCCGAAGCAGGUGUCCUAGAGCCGAGGGUCCAGCCAGAGGGACUGUCAUUUGCACCCGUUGCUCCCUGGUGCACUGUGAGUGGCAGGGGGGGGACGGGGAGGGCACAGGGAGGAGGCCCUGGCCCUGAAGCCCAAGGAGCCCUUGGGCUGGCUUGUCUGCAGGUACAUGGACGUGGGUUUGGGGCUGGGAAUCUGGUUUUUGUAUUCUUAACGUCUUGUGCUACUGUAGUUCUGGUGUGGCACUAUUGUAAUUGAAAUAAAGUACUUGUACCGUGGG